Morone saxatilis (striped sea-bass) is the source of this 542-nucleotide messenger RNA. Its product is annotated as myotubularin-like. Gene Ontology annotation, molecular function: phosphatidylinositol-3,5-bisphosphate 3-phosphatase activity. The record is from RefSeq and is a predicted model, not a curated record. Gene Ontology annotation, cellular component: plasma membrane. Gene Ontology annotation, biological process: dephosphorylation; muscle cell cellular homeostasis; negative regulation of autophagosome assembly. NCBI's taxonomy places the organism in Eukaryota, Metazoa, Chordata, Actinopteri, Moronidae.
AUAAAGACAUCAUCUACAUCUGUCCAUUCAGUGGAGCUGUGAAAGGCAAAGUGUUGAUCACCAACUACAGACUCUACUUCAAGAGCUCAGACGCUGACGUGGCUGUGAUGCUAGAUGUUCCUCUGGGCACCAUCAGUCGGGUGGAGAAGAUGGGUGGGGCGUCGAGCAGAGGAGAAAACUCCUAUGGCUUGGAUAUCACCUGCAAGGACAUGAGGAACUUGAGGUUUGCCUUGAAGCAGGAGGGUCACAGUAGAAGAGAUAUCUUCGAUCUCCUUUUCAAACACGCCUUUCCCCUCUCACAUGGUCUGCCUCUGUUUGCCUAUCUGACUCAGGAGAAGUAUGAGGAGAAUGGCUGGAACGUCUACAAGCCCAUGGAGGAGUUCAGACGGCAGGGCUUACCAAAUAACAAGUGGCGUGUUACAUUCAUCAAUAAGAACUACGAACUGUGUGACACCUACCCUACUGUAUUGGCUGUGCCCUUUAAAAGUAAAGAGGAGGACCUUAGAAGAGUGGCUGCCUUCAGGUCAAGAGCACGCAUACCG